Messenger RNA from Clonostachys byssicola, 397 nucleotides. The record is from the annotation of a GenBank genome assembly. NCBI's taxonomy places the organism in Eukaryota, Fungi, Ascomycota, Sordariomycetes, Hypocreales, Bionectriaceae.
AUGAUCUUGGCGGUCAUGGAGGCGAGUCCUUCACUAUCAGCAACGACCUUAACCCGGUCUAGACCGUGACCCUCUGGGUCGGCAACGGUAGCUGGGGCUAUCAUGACCGGAAGCUGAUCAAGGCCAUCAAAGUCCAGUACAAGGAUGGCAUGGAGCGUUUCUACGGGAACAAGGAAGGCGACGACAACACACCGCACUCGUUCAAGUUUGACACCGACGAAAGAGUCAAGUCGAUGAGUAUCUGGAGUGGAGACCGCGUCGACAGAAUCAGGUGGCAGACUAACCACAACCGUACCUUUGACCAAGGCGGCCAGGACUACUCUUGUGGCAGGGGCGGUAGGGAGCAUCCAGAGCAAUUGGGCAACGGCCUCCUUCUUGGCUUCAAGGGAACCACUAA